Molecule: messenger RNA, 6258 nt
Organism: Orbilia oligospora ATCC 24927
Lineage: Eukaryota; Fungi; Ascomycota; Orbiliomycetes; Orbiliales; Orbiliaceae
Exons: 2
Coding region: 1-6258 (2085 amino acids)
Molecular function (GO): protein binding
Source: RefSeq, a predicted model, not a curated record
AUGGCUCCGGAUUCAGGAUCGGAUUUUGGAGACUCGAAAGAGUGUAAGAAAUCAAAGGAUAAGUUGGAACAAAUCAGGGAAUGGCUUGAACCCACCGCAUAUGAAGAUCCGGGAAGUGAUUACAAAAGACACUCGGCUUCGCAUCUUCCCGGAACCGGAGAAUGGUUAUUUCGUUCAGACGUAUACAAAAAUUGGCAUUCAAGCGGAGACGAUGGUCUGCUUUGGAUUCGAGGGAUCCCGGGGUCCGGGAAAUCUGUAUUCGCUGCUAAUUUAAUCAAUCGGCUCAAGAAAGAGGGCCAUCCCGUCCUCUACUUCUUCUUUCGCCAGAUAAUCGAUGCGAAUCACAGCGCUGCAGCUGCUCUACGUGACUGGCUGGCUCAGAUAUGCGUCCUAAGUCCAAAGUUGCAAAUGAAAAUAAUGGAUUAUAUCGGAGAAUCUCAAAACCUAAGUACCGUCUCGAUUGCCGAACUUUGGAACCUUCUUCGGGAUGCAUUAUCCCAUCUCCCUAAGUCCUAUAUCGUCGUCGACGCACUUGAUGAAAUGGACCAAAACCAAGGCCUGGAGCCAUUCUUACAGGCUUUAUCAGAGCUCGGUGAAUGGCGACCCUCAAAGAUUAAAAUUAUCAUGACCAGUCGGCCAAUAGCUCGCAUCGAGAAAUGUUUAAGAAAUGCAAAGAUCCUAGACAUCAGGCUUGAAGAGUCAGCAGUAGAUAUCGACAUCGUCACUUACGUCCGGCAUAGAUUGAAGAACUCAAAAAUAUCUAAGGAUGCCCAAGCGAAGAUUGAGGCAGCAGUUCCUGGUAAAGCCAACGGGCUAUUCCUCUUUGCAAAACUCGCACUAGACGCUGUUCUACAGCCCAAUGCAAAUGUUGAUGUCGUUAUCCAGCAACUUGCAAAAGAUCUCAACAAUAUCUAUACAGACCUCUUGAAGGACCACUCCAGAAGAUCUGGGAUUCCGAGUAGCACCCAGCUUCUCAUCUUACAAUCCGUAACUCACGCCACUCGUCCGCUUCGACUACUCGAAAUCGCCGAUAUGGUCAACUUUAUCAAUAAUAAAGAGCACGGAGAAGAGAAGAACGACCUUAAAGCAAUGAAAGACCUAGUUCGCACUGCUUGUGGACCACUUCUAGAAAUCUUGCCAGAUGAAACAGUAUCCGUCAUCCACCACAGCUUCACAGAGUUUCUCAACGGGUCAACCAGACAAUCCGACGCAUCUGGUUUCCCCAUUUUAGAGUCAGGACACACUCAUAAUCGUCUCGCUCUCGUUUGUCUUUCGUAUCUCCAAACAUGCGUCGGCGACCCUGAGAAUAAGCCCGUUUUCAAAUCCUACUCGAAGAAUAAGUUACAUUUACUCCCCCCAUUUACCCAGUACGCCGCCCGGAACUGGCAUGUUCAUGUCAAAAAGUCUGCUCUCGCGGGAUAUGAUCAAACAGAAGCUCAUGCUGUUCUCGACGAAUAUCUUUCCGGCGAAAAAAUACCUACAUGGACCAAGCUGUCGGAUAUAGAUACUAAAAACCCCUUGUACGCAGCGGUUCAACUUAGAUUGAAUGAUUAUAUCAAAUACUUGCUCGGUAAGAAGGAUGCGGAUAUUCUUGAUGAAGAUCGAUUCGGAUCUCCUUUGAAUCACGCAGCGGCGGAAGGGUACGACGAUAUUGUGGAAAUGCUCUUGCAAGCUGGGGUAGAGGCGGACAAUCACAGCGACUAUGGACAAUCUACUCUUAUGCUAGCCACUAGAAAAAAUCAACUGAAAGUUGUGAAGCUCCUCGCGAACGCAGGUGCCGACCCAUUUAUCAAAGUUCACUACAUGACUUCUUCAGGUGGUGGUAGAUGGAUUCACACUGAGAACCACCACGAGAGCGCCUUUGAGUACGCCGCCCGAUCCAGCCAAACCGAAGCCAUGGUUAUGUUCGUACCACAUAUAAAAACGUCAGACCAGGCUAAUACAGCUUUGUCCCAAGCGGUAUCUGCCGGAAUCGUACCCAUAGUCGAAGCUCUUUUAGAGCAUCCAUUGAUCGAUGUUGAUUCCAAAACGGACGGGAAAACACCAUUAUUCAUCGCUUGUCUCACGCGCAGAGCAGACAUCAUCAAACUCCUAAUUAAAGCUAAAGCGGGUCCUAACAUCAUCAGCGAUAGUACUCCCUGGCUUCCGAAUAAAGAGUGUUCCCAAGAAUCUGGUCGCCAGAACCCAAGAAAGGUCCCCGCCCCCGACGGCCCGGCUACAGCCCUUUACACUCUAGCACGCCCAGCUUUCUGUUGCCACAGCUGCUCUGGUCGUCACAAACGCAGUCCAGAAUAUUCUGAGAUCGAAAAUAUCACCAAAUGCUAUGAGGCUCUGCUCGCGGCUGGUGCUAGCGUUAACCAGAAAAAUGAAAAUGGCAAUACAGUCUUGCACAAAGUCGACAAGGCAUCUAUAUCUAGUCUCCUUCUAGCCGCAGGAGCGGAUCCAAAUGCUUCAAAUGACGAACAACAAACACCUCUCCACCUUUGCACUUCUACAGAAGUCGUUGACGUUCUUAUAAAAGAUCCGAGGGUUCAAAUCGAGGAAAGGGACCACCUCGGCCGUACGCCACUCUUGCACGGACUAGUACGAAAAGACGCUGAAGUCGUCAUACGGUUGCUUGAGUUUGGUGCAGACGCUACAGCCGUCGAUGAGAACGGCGACGGUGCCUUCCAUCAUUCUACCCAUAUUGUGACGGAUUACUGGAAUAAAAACCCACAUGUAAAAUUGCUUAACAAACAUCUUCACAAAUUUGGAGCCAGCGCCCGGCUACAGAACAACCAAGGCCGAGCCGUUUUGCAUACUCUCGCAGAUGAAUACAGCGGCAUCCCUACUGACAUGUUCGUAGAUGCUCUCGACUAUUUACUUUCCAUUGGCGCUGAUAUCGAAGCGAGGGAUAACAAGGGCCAGACUCCACUAGUCUACUUCAUUAAAAGUGCCAAACGGGACAAUGGAGGUGAUGAAUUUCGACUAAAAAAGCUAGAUAGGUUACUCAAUGCGGGAGCACGAAUCGAUACCUUAGAUCUUGAGGGUAGAACGGUAUACCACGCCUGCCUUCGAAAUAUUUCCUACUGGAAAGACCCUAGCAACGCCUUCGAUCUUCCAAGAUCUAAAACACUCUUUAAAAAGGCUAGCAGUAACAAGAAGCAUCUUCACCAAACCGAUGCAGGCGGAAAUACACUCCUACAUGAAGCUUGCGCCAUCGUUAGGAGUGAAAACCUGGUCCGGAAAAAGUGGAUAGAUACACCUACGGAGAUGAUAUGGUAUCUGAAAGAACAAGGAAUCAGUGUAUCCCAAGCAAAUAACAUGGGCCAGACUCCACUUCACAUGCUUUGUAUGUUCAAAACACGCGGCUACAAAACCGGGAAACCGGGUAGAAUCGAGACAAAAGACCAAUCAGCGCUGGAUUACCUUCUAGAACAGCAAGUUGAUAUCGACCGCUCCGACAAAAAUGGAAUAACUGCACUUCAUCUAGCAUCCACAUGCUGCGAACUCACUACCACUCAUCUAUUAGCAGCUGGGGCCAAAGUUUCAAAAGCGACACAUGAAGGUCUCACCCCACUCCAUAUUGCCGCCAGAUGCCGUCAACCUAACAUUCUCGGGAUGUUACUGGAAUCAUUAAAGUCAGAAGUAGACCCAGCGAAAUUCUUAACAAUCCUUAAUUCUAAAGACAAAUCUCCGAACGAAGCUACAGCUCUUUACUACGCUUGUGCUUCAGGCCAUCCAGCUACAGUAAAACUACUUCUAGAGGCAGGAGCGAGCGUUGAUACCGUACUUCCUACCGGGUCGCCUUGGAUUGCAUGCGCAAGAUUUGAAGAAGAGGAUGAGAAUUGGCAACAACCUCCUACGGCGGAACAACAGCCCAUUGACGAUGAUUCGGCCCCAGAAUAUGGAUUUAGACAUCCGGGCAUGAAUAUAGGCGAUGAAUUCACCCCUGACGCAUGUGGAUUUCUGACCAAUGACAAAGCCAGACCUAAAGUCUUCGAAAACGGUUUCCCUAUGCGCUUGGAUGAGAUUUUGGAUAUGCUAGCACAAUACGAACCUUCUUCUAUCAAGUAUAUAGACGACGCUAUAUCCUCCGCCGCAUCCAAUAAUUUUGACUACACAGUCGAAUGUCUGGUCGCUAAACGCAAGGCUAUUGGAAUUGAGGAACCCUUCAAGCCUGACACUCAAGUUGAAUUAUGCCUUCAAAGACGGGAAGCCGAAAGAAUAGCCAUCGAGAAAGAUAGAUCGUCUGAGCUGUCGUCAGAAGAUCUAGAAACUGAAUUUGAUCUCCUAAUAUCUCUUCGCCAAUACGAGGGAAUCAUUAAAAUCCUAGAUCCCGUCAUCUUCUCAGAUCAAGACAUGGAUGAAUCUAAAUCCUCGAUAAUCCACAAACUCAUAGCCGGGGGUUUCGUCUUUAUCCUCAAGAACUUCCUAACCGUACCAGUUCUAUCCAAAGUAGAUGAGUGGGAAAAGCAUAAACAAGAAACUAAAAAGUCCGAAACCGUGUUAGUCACCAGGAAGCCUCUCCUUCUAGCAGCUAGCAAGGGGCCCGUCCCAAGGAUGGAGAUUAUAAAAUUCCUCGUCGAAGAGCUCAGAGUAGACGUUAAUACCCGACUAAUGAAAUACCUCAGACCCAGAAACACUUAUAUAUAUGAAUACGUACCCAAAAAAUCCGCCCUUCACUUCAUAAUGACCGAAAGCCAUUGGUGGCAAUAUACCCUAGCACUUCCAUACCUCAUUCAGCACGGCGCCAAUACCGAACUCCGGGAUAAUAACGAGCUAACACCUCUACACGCUGCAGUCAACAAACUCGAACUAAACUAUAUAUCCACACGCCAUGCUAUCAGGCGGUUGGUGGCCCAUGGAGCCAAUAUGAAUGUAUCAGAUAGACAGGGAGAUGAUUGCCUGUCAGAAUCCCGCUGCGAUAUGAAUAUCUUCAACUUCUUCAUUGAAAGUGGAGCAAAGAUUGGUCCCUCGGUGCUAUGUUCUGCGAUCGAGGACGGAAACUACGAGCUGCUAAGUACUCUUCUAUCAUCGGGUGCUGAUCCGAAUGUACGACUUAGCCCCGAUGAGUGUACGGACAAUGAGGGAAUGUAUCCUUUGGAAUGCGCCGCCCGUGCACACUGGUCUCGUAAAGAUGAGGGAAUUACCGCCAAAAUUAUUAAGCUCUUGCUCGAUCAUGGUGCGGACCCAUCUGCCAAAUAUCCGGAUACAACGAUAUUACAUAACCUGGUCGGGAGUAGCGACUACAUCGAAACCCUAAUCAAACAUUCAUCCAUCAACCUCGAAGAGCGUAAUUCAAACGGGGAAACCCUCUUGAUGCUCGCAUCUAGAAGGGAGGUGAGUGGGGCUACAGAACUAAUAAAGCUGCUUCUCGAACGUGGAGCGGACUUCAAGGCUCAGGGUAAUGAUGGAAGAUCAGCUCUUCACCACGCCAUAGAGCUCAGAAACGGGCGGGACGCCGAUCCGGGGUUACUUCGCCUACUCGUUUCCAAGGCUCCAGAAAUGAUUAAUGUCACCGACAAGAAGAACCGAACGCCUUUAAUCUACGCAAUAAAUCAUAAAGAACGCUGGAACGGGGAUAACGCCGAUGAAAUGAUCAAUAUCCUUCUUUCAGCAGGCGCGGACCCAAAUUUGGCAUUUAACACGGGAGAAACGGCGCUUCACCUUUUAUGCAGCACGGACUGGUUCAUAGGGAUGACUGGUAUAUUCUCCUCCAAGAAACGAAAAUCUUUUGAAAAGAUGGUAGCGAUGGGGGCAGAUGUCAAUGCUCGAGAUAACUCUGGAGAAACCCCUCUAUUUAAAUUCUUCCGCAAGAGCGACGUGAGACAGGUAGUACCUGAGGAUCCAACUCGCGGCGACUAUCUGGCCCCGGAUAGAUAUCAAGACGCGAUGCGAGCAACAAUAAACGAACUCCCCGUACUUAAAAUGUUUGAUAAAGCAAAAAUGGAUUGGAAAGCCGUCAGUGGUGCCGGAGAGACUUUAUUGCAUAUAGUCGCUUCUGACCCAAAGCUCUCAGAGUGGCCGGGGAGGGCGGUGAAGAGGUUUAAGUUCCUGUUGGAUAAGGGAGUUGACGUAACAGUUGAGGAUGAGCAGAAUAGAACGGCACUGGAUGUUGCGGCGACUCAAGAUGCGACGGAUAUUUUGGAUCUUUUCACUCGGGAUUCAAGGGUCGACGUCCGGAAAGAGGAAGUACUGACUUGGUUCACAAUAUUCAAGAGGUAUAUAGGCAGUCUUUUCAAUUUAAGUUGGAUUUGCGUAUUGGGGGAUGCAUGA